Antrostomus carolinensis (chuck-will's-widow) is the source of this 2067-nucleotide messenger RNA. It is a transcript of the gene DBF4, whose product is annotated as DBF4-CDC7 kinase regulatory subunit. The record is from RefSeq and is a predicted model, not a curated record. The transcript has 12 exons. Lineage: Eukaryota; Metazoa; Chordata; Aves; Caprimulgiformes; Caprimulgidae. Gene Ontology annotation, biological process: positive regulation of nuclear cell cycle DNA replication; regulation of cell cycle phase transition. Gene Ontology annotation, cellular component: Dbf4-dependent protein kinase complex. The coding region runs from base 1 to 2067 and encodes 688 amino acids. Gene Ontology annotation, molecular function: protein serine/threonine kinase activator activity; nucleic acid binding; zinc ion binding.
AUGCAAGCAAAAACAGAAAAGAGAAAAUCUUCUCUGAAGAGUGUGAAAAAAGAUACAGGAAAAUCAGAGAAACUUAAAUAUAAGCCACUCACUGGGAAGGUGUUUUACCUUGAUAUUCCAUCAAAUGUGAUCUCUGAAAAAAUAGGGAAGGACCUCAAAGAGCUAGGAGGGAGAGUGGAGAGUUUUCUUAGCAAAGAUAUCAGCUAUCUGGUGUCUAAUAAAAAGGAGGCAAAAUUUUCAUCAACUCUUGGUCAGAUUUCUCCUGUUCCUAGCCCAGAAUCUGCAUGUAAUGGAGGAAAUAGUUCACCUCAUCCUAGCAACCGAAAAGAUCGACAUGAUGGAAGUUCAUUUAAGAUAGCAGAUACAGUACGUAUGAGUAGAGGAAAAUCCUUAGUUGAAAAGGCAAUCAAAGAGCAGGACUUAAUCCCCUCUGGUAGUAUACUAUCCAGUGCUUUGAGUUGGGGAGUGAAGAUACUUCAUAUUGAUGAUGUUAAGAAUUAUAUUGAACAAAAGAAAAAGGAGCUCUACCUAAUCAAAAGAGCAGGCAGUUCUUUUAGAGAUGGGGGAAAACAAGUUAUUGCUCCAAAGUCAAGAACAGGUAAACUGAAAAAUCCGUUUGUCAAGGUGGAAGAUGGAAGUUGCCACUACCGACCAUUUUAUCUGCAGUUACCCAGUUUUCCAGUUCUAAACUACUGUGUUCCAAAACCGUAUAGUCCAUUUGAGGUGGAUAAGAAGCAUCCUUCUGGUCAAAAGCAAACUCAGUCUAAGCACAGCAGAAACAAAAUAAAUAGUGACAAGGACUGUGGAACUCCUGUUCAGCUCCCUCAGAAGGACAAAAAAAAGAGAGGAUAUUGUGAAUGUUGCGGGAAGAAAUAUGAAGAUCUGCAAACACAUCUUGAAAGUGAACAGCACCGAAAUUUUGCACAAAGCAUACAGUAUCACGUUGUUGAUGAUAUAAUCUCAAAGCUUGUUUAUGAGUUUGUCGAAUACAAAGAUGAUGCAAAAAAAAUACAAAGGACAAAAUGUAGUACAGGAUAUUUUUCUCCUAUUAUUGGAAAGGUAACUAGACCAGAUGAGCUGAAAGAACGACUUAAAAAGCAACGCAUUUCAUUGAAAAGUUACUCGUGGAAGGAUACCGCAAUGCGGGCACUCAAACUGGAUCGCCAGCCAAAUUCUGUGCUAAUACCUGUCCCUGUUUCUGGAUCUGGCUGUUCAAUUCUUUAUCGUCACCUGUCACAACCUUCAGAACUAAAAAGUAAGUUCAGAAAUAAUGAUGAAAAUAUUAAUACUGAUUGCUCCUGUGCUGCAAACUUAAGAGAGACUUUUGUAUCAUCAAAUUUCAUACAACCACCCCCUCAGAAAGAUGACAAAGCAUAUACAGAGAACUUGUUUCUAGCUUAUGAGCCAUUCAGUAAGGAAAUACUGGAACCAGAAGUAAAUAAAAAGAAUUUACAGUGUUUUCAGGAAGGCAUGUGUACUUUAUAUUCUCAUAUUCAAGUCACAGAUUUUGGUGAAAAAGACAAAAGCCUAUCGCAGCCAAAACGAAAAUUAAAUAAUGCAGUAGUUCUACCAGCAAAGUGUUUGAAAAAAACAGAUGCCAAUCCUACGUUUGUCAAGAAACAUCGUGAUUUAUGUGAUAAUCAUCAACAGAUGCAGCACAAUGUAGGUCUGGAGGCUGAAGUAUCUGAUACUGCUGUAAACAAAGAACUUAAUGAAUUGGCUCCCACCACUGCUCAUAGUUCACCGUCUGGAAAGCUGCAUAGAAAAGUGAAGCUUUGCUUGGGAAGAAAUAAAAGAGAAACCUGGAAACAGAAUACGGAGUUGUGCGUAAAGGAUGCAGAUGGACUGUCUGUUCCUGAAGAGAAGAGAUGUUCUUGUAGCUCACCAGUGCAGGCCCUACUGGAAUUAUUUCAGACAAGUGAAAUAAACUCAGAAUUUGGAGGUUUUUCAGGUUACACUGAGAACAGAGGUUCAACUAGUAUAAAAGAUAUAUGGGAAGGGCAGAAUACAAAUGUUAUGUGGCCAUUAUUUUCCUCUUCAUCUUCAUCCCCAUUUGUUGGAUUUUAA